Molecule: messenger RNA, 984 nt
Organism: Nelumbo nucifera (sacred lotus)
Lineage: Eukaryota; Viridiplantae; Streptophyta; Magnoliopsida; Proteales; Nelumbonaceae
Source: RefSeq, a predicted model, not a curated record
AUGGAGAGCAGCAGCAGCAAGAUUGUCAGGAGAUCAAUCUUCACCUUUCUCAAACACUACCAGCACUUCACCUCCAUUGCCGCACUCUUCGUAUUUCCUGUCUCUGUUUCCGUUCUCCUCUCUCAAGUUGUCCUGCCUUCUUUCUCCCCUCUCCUCCAAAUCAUUCAUGCUCGUCUUCAAUCUCUUUUCCAUGCUGCAGGGUUCCCACCUUCCUUGCCAUUCUUCUCCCUACUCAGUCUCAAGCUCUCUCAGACCAUUUCUUCCUCUAUUCUUACCGUUCCUUUCACCCUCUCCUUCCUCCUGAUUGGAAAAGCAUGCGUUAUCCAAAUUCUUCAUCACCCCAAACUGUCCCUUUCAUCUUCUUUGUCGUAUUUUGCAUUCCUUUACAGUCGCCUCCUCCUCACCUACCUCUGCAACUCAUUUGUUAUCCUAGCUGCCAACGCUGCUGCUUUCUCUAUCCUCUUCCUCACCUUUAAUUCCUUCGAUGCCUUUGGCUUCUCCUCUCCCAACUUCCUUCUCUUGCUCUCAGCAGCCGGGGCCGUCCUCUACUCUGUUGUACUUGCUAAUACCCUUGUCAUCUGCAACUUAGCUUUGAUUGUAGCAGGUAUGGAGAACUGCAGCGGGUAUCUGCCCAUCCUCAAAGCUUGUGUCCUGAUUAAGGGCAGGGCUUCUAAAGCUCUUUCACUCGCUCUUCCCAUCAAUUUGGGUCUGGCAGCUAUUGAAGCCUUGUUCCAGUACCGGGUGGUAAGAGGCCAUCAUCUUUAUGAUAGAUACGGCCCCUCUGUGGCCUUGGAGGGUAUCUUGAUUGCUUACCUUUACUCCCUACUCGUUCUCCUUGACACCAUUGUAAGCUGCAUAUUCUUCAAGAGCUGUAAGUCAGCCUCACAAAUGCAUUCGCAAGGUAGAUACAAUUACCAGAUGGGGAUUGCCGAGGAAAACAACAGCAUUUUCACAUACUCCAAGGCCCUGCUAGAAAUUCCCUGA